Molecule: messenger RNA, 1833 nt
Organism: Musa acuminata subsp. malaccensis (wild Malaysian banana)
Lineage: Eukaryota; Viridiplantae; Streptophyta; Magnoliopsida; Zingiberales; Musaceae
Source: RefSeq, a predicted model, not a curated record
UCAUGAUUAUAACAUCAAGUACAGCAACAUAAAAGUUGACAUCAGUUCGAUAUAAUUUAAUAUCAUAUUAUCUAGUUCAUAUGAGGAGGCUUAUCAGAGUUCUAUAUACGUGCAAAAACUUCUACCGUCGUAUAGUCUUCUGUUUGAAGCAUUCUUCGCCAUGCCACACCUGACGGAGACGACGAAGAUGGAGUUGUUCCUGUUGCCGAUCCCUGCAGCAGGCCACCUGACAUCAACGAUGGAGAUGGCGUCGCGCCUCCUCGCCCGUGUCGGCGGCGGGGGCCUCUCCGUCACCGUCCUCGUGAUGACGACUCCUGCCCCGUGCCUCCGCUUCGAGACCGAGUCCUGCAUCCGGUCACUCUCCUCCAUCGGCGCUGGCGUCCGGUUCGAGGAGCUCCCGGUGCUGCCACCCGCGCAGUUCUUCGAGGAGUGCGACCAGGUCGGCGCGUCCUGUUCCCGCUACGUCGAGCUGCACAAGCCGCGCCUCAAGACCGCCAUCUUGAGGCUGCGCUCCUCCCCUGCCGCCGCGCUUGUCAUCGACUUCUUCGCCACGACGAUGAUCGACGCGGCCGACGAGCUCGGUAUCCCCGCCUACCACUACUUCACCAGCAGCGCCGCCACGCUCGCUCUCCUGCUCCACGCCCCGACGCUCCAUGAUAAGAAGAAACACUCCCGGUCGUCCUGGACGGAGACGAGGCGGCCUUCAUCGAGCUCCCCGGCAUGUCCCCGACUCCGGCCCGCUGCAUGCCGUCGUUCGUGAUGAGAAGUAGGAGAGAGACCUAUGAGUGGUUCCAGUUCCUCUACCACGGCAGGCGGUUUCCAGAAACCAAGUGUAUGAUCUUGAAUACCUUCUUCGAGCUCGAGCCAUCGACACUGGAAGCUCUAGUAGAUGGAGUCUACGUACCAGAUCAUCCGACUCCUCCGAUCUUCACGGUCGGACCAGUGCUUGGACGUCAAGCUUCACGACAAGAUAGCAAGGAACCUCAUGAUUGCAUCAAAUGGCUCGACGAGCAACCGCCGGCGUCGGUGGUCUUCCUGUGCUUCGGAAGCAUCAGCACAUUCUCGCGCGAGCAACUGAAGGAGAUGGCCACGGGUUUGGAAAGCACCGGGCACCGGUUCCUCUGGUCGCUGAGGGGCACCGGCGACGAUCUAAGCCUGCAAGAGGUGCUGCCGGAAGGGUUCAUGGAGAGGACGGAGGGGCGGGGGUUGGUGUGGCGGUCGUGGGCGCCGCAGGUGGAGAUACUGUCGCACGCGGCGGUGGGCGGCUUCGUGACGCACUGCGGGUGGAACUCGUGCCUCGAGAGCCUGUGGCACGGUGUGCCCAUGCUCGAGUGGCCGAUCCACGCGGAGCAGCACUACCUGGCGUUCCGGCUUGCGAGGGAGGCCGGCGUGGCCCUCGAGCUCACGGUGGACCGGACGAGCAGCGGCAACCUCGUCGCUGGAGCGGAGCUGGAGAGGGGUGUACGGUUCCUGAUGGAGGAGGACACGGAGGAGGGGAAGCAGGUGAGGAGGAGGGUGCAGGAGAUGAAGGCUUCAUGCAGAAGGGCCGUGGAGGAAGGAGGCUCUUCCUACACUUCACUGGAGAGCUUGGUGAACGACUUGGUAAACCACUGAAUGCUGUCAUGCAUGCUUUUCUACAUUCUUGAUUUGAUUUAGUUGUGACAAUGAUGCAACCAGAUGGACAAAAAGCAAGAAAAAGGGGGUAAAAUAGCUUGACAAAAGCUUUCUUGAAGGUUUGCGGCACAUGAGAUGGCCGCAGAAUGCAAAAGUCAACGCUACCAAUAGGCAUGAAACUAUGUGACAACAAGCUCCAUAUUGUUUGUAGGAAUUCCA